GAAUCAUGAGUUUUAGGCAAUGAUAAUAGGACCAUAAGAGAUAAAAUGUCUAUAUAAGAUCUACAACUCUUGCAGAUGAUAUUUUAGUCCAAAAAGUGAAUCGUUGUGGAAUACAUUAAGAUGUGGUUAAAGUUACUUCUAUCUCUGCUCCUGGUGCAAUAUUUGAAUGCCGUUUGUGAUGUUUGUCAGACCGGAAAAGCAGCGUGUCAUAGCAAAAAUACUUAUUCGAUAUGCAUAAACGAUGUACCAACAUAUAAUGUUAUAACGUGCCCCGAUGGUUACACAUGCACUGGUGAUAAGUUUAUUUGUUAUCCAGAGGAAAAUGGCUACGAACCAAUUUGUAAUCCUGAAGAUUCAAUCACAAGUGAUACCACCACUACGAUUGAAAGCACUACUCCGACUACCACAACACCAACAACCACAACACCAACAACCACAACGCCAACAACCACUACUCCGACUACCACAACACCAACAACCACAACACCAACAACCACAACACCAACAACCACAACACCAACAACCACAACGCCAACAACCACUACUCCGACUACCACAACACCAACAACCACAACACCAACAACCACGACGCCAACACCUACAACACCAACAACCACAACUCCAACAACCACUACUCCGACUACCACAACACCAACAACUACAACACCAACAACCACAACACCAACGACCACUACACCAACAACCACAACACCAACAACCACAACGCCAACAACCACUACACCAACAACCACAACACCAACAACUACACCAUCGACUACCACUACAACUGAUGAAAGCACAACUUCAAGCUCCUCGACAACAAAUCCUUAUCAAACAUUCUGCACUGCAAAUGGAAAUGGAAAUUUCACAAAUGAUGAUGAUCCCACCUGUACAACAUACAUCCUUUGCAGUAGGAAUAAGGGAAUAUUAAAGAACUGCGAGCCAGUUAACGAUGUGGCAACCUAUUUUAAUGGAGUCCAAUGUUUGCCUGAGAAACCAGAUUAUUGUACAUAGAUAGCAAGGAUACUUUGACGGUGCUGAAUGUGUGUAUACCAAGCCAGCCACUUGUACAUAAAUUUAAAAUAGUAACAUAAAUACUAUAUCUACAAGAACAAUAUAUUUUCAAAAAUUACCAUGUACUCAAAUUAAAUAAUAAUAAAUAUAUAGUAUGAACAUUUAAAAAA
Messenger RNA from Drosophila sulfurigaster albostrigata, 1184 nucleotides. RefSeq names its product salivary glue protein Sgs-3-like. The record is from RefSeq and is a predicted model, not a curated record. The transcript has 4 exons. Bases 121 to 1014 code for a protein of 297 amino acids. NCBI's taxonomy places the organism in Eukaryota, Metazoa, Arthropoda, Insecta, Diptera, Drosophilidae.